This is a messenger RNA of Microplitis mediator, 1538 nucleotides long. RefSeq lists its product as uncharacterized. The transcript has 2 exons. Lineage: Eukaryota; Metazoa; Arthropoda; Insecta; Hymenoptera; Braconidae. The record is from RefSeq and is a predicted model, not a curated record. Bases 356 to 1288 code for a protein of 310 amino acids.
UUAGAAUUUGGGGGAUGAUUUUGCGCAGCAUGGGACCGCAAAUUAGUCCCUGCGCAUAAUUAGGUCGGGUCAACGCAGGUUGGUGGCCCAGAGAACUGACCCAAGACUAAUCAAUCAAGAGACGACACUUGAGUUCUAGAGUGCUAACUGAUCAGUCUCUUUUCUUUUCUGCUCUACUAAGCUUGUUAAAUAUUUUUCCGAGCAAGUUUAUGCAUGUAAACUAGUGAGUGAUUAAACUCAUAGCUGAUAAUAAGUUACGCCAAGUGUUUGUGGUCUUGUGAACUGUUUUCGCCACCUGAAGGGCCAACCACGUCUUCCAUCAUCUCCAAGGACAUUUGCAGUGGAUACCAGGAGGAUGAACAGACGACCAGUACCGACUGAUGAUCAAGAACCUUCACGAGAAGUGCAAGAUAUAAAUAUGGAUAUGGAUUCUGUUAAUGUAACAAGUCAUACUGAGAAUGUGAUUAAUGCCAUUAAUAACAGUGAUACCGCUAAUCAAGGACAUUUUAGUGUAGAAAAAAUUGUAAAUGAGAAAAUAAUAUCUCACGAAUCAAAAGAUAUUCCUAAAAAUCAAUUGAUUAAUAAUCUUCUGGUUAUGGCAAUUAAAUGGAGACGUGGUACAACUUAUACUGUGGCUCAAGACAUUUUAAAAUUAGUUAAUAUUUCAUCUCAAACAAAUAAUUUCAAAAGUUCGAAAUAUUAUUGGAAAACUAUUUUAAAUCGUUAUUCUCAAAGUAUCUCAACUCAUUAUAUUUGCGAUAAUUGCGAUAACUAUUUAGGUUCUGAUAAUGAUCAUCCUAUUAAUUGUCAGAAUUGUCAACUGGAAAUUAAUUAUAAAUCAAUUAAAGGUAAAUUCUUACACUUACCAUUAGCAAAUCAACUCAAAGAAUUGUUUGAAACAACCGAUGCUCACAAUCUAUACUCGAGAAAUCGUCAAAAAAUGAAUCAAUAUGGUGUUGAGGACAUUUAUGACGGUAAAAUGUAUAAAAAACACAUGUUCAAUGAUAGUAUGAUAUCAAUAAAUUUCAGUGUAGAUGGAGUACCAAUCUUUGAUAGUUCUAAUACAUCGGUAUAUCCUGUGCUUUGUACAGUAAACGAAUUAGAUCUAUGUGACAGACGGAACAAUAUUCUAUUAUCGAGUAUUUGGUUUGGAGUUGGUAAGCCGAAGAAAAUGAAUAGUUAUCUUAAACCAUUUGUGGAUGAAGCUAAAACGCUAUUGAGUGAUGGAUUCACUUAUUCAUAUUGUUACAUCAAAAUAACACACAUUAAGAGUUGUGCUCCUGUUUAGCCUUCGCCGAGCGAAAUAACUGGGACGGAGCUAUAAGGAUGACUGUUUAUUAUAAAUAAAAUUAAAAUAAAAAUACUUACGGUUCGUUGUCUAAGAGAUAAUUAAAAUUAUUAAAAAUUAAGUAAAAUAAAAUUUAAUUAAUUUAGUAAAAUAAUAAAAGCAAAAUUAAAACAACUGCCAAAUUUAUUUAAAUCAAAACAAUUAUUUAAAAAUUAUUACAAAACAAAAUUAAAUUUGAAUUAGACAAUUA